Molecule: messenger RNA, 678 nt
Organism: Eutrema salsugineum
Lineage: Eukaryota; Viridiplantae; Streptophyta; Magnoliopsida; Brassicales; Brassicaceae
Product: methylesterase 1
Exons: 4
Coding region: 1-678 (225 amino acids)
Biological process (GO): salicylic acid metabolic process; jasmonic acid metabolic process
Molecular function (GO): methyl salicylate esterase activity; methyl indole-3-acetate esterase activity; methyl jasmonate esterase activity
Source: RefSeq, a predicted model, not a curated record
AUGUCUUUUUUUUUGUUGUGUGGGAUAGACACAACCAGGUCGAUCACUGAGAUCUCCACAUGCGUACAAUACUCUGAGCCAUUGAUGCAGUUAAUGGCCUCAUUACCAAGUGAUGAGAAAGUUGUGCUUGUUGGUCAUAGCUUUGGUGGCUUGAGCUUAGCCAUAGUCAUGGAUAAGUUUCCUGAAACGAUCUCGGUCUCCGUCUUUUUGAGUGCUUUCAUGCCCGAUACAAAACACUCACCAUCCUUUGUCUUGGACAAGUUUGGAAGCAACAUGGCACCAGAGGCAUGGAUGGGCACCGAAUUCGAACCAUACGGCUCAGACAGUUCUGGGCUUAGUAUGUUCUUUAGCCAUGAGUUCAUGAAGCUAGGUCUCUAUCAGCUUUCUGCAGUUGAGGAUCUGGAACUGGGAUUGCUUUUAAAGAGACCUGGAUCCUUAUUUAUGAACGACUUAUCAAAGAUGAAGAACUUCUCAGAUGAAGGGUAUGGAUGUGUUCCUCGAGCUUACAUAGUGUGCAAAGAGGAUAGAGCCAUUCCAGAAGAAUUUCAAAAAUGGAUGAUCAAUAAUUAUCCGGCGAAUUUAUUGAAAGAGAUGGAACAGACUGAUCAUAUGCCAAUGUUAUGCAAGCCUCAGCAACUCUGUGAUCACUUCAUCGAAAUCGCCUACAAAUUCGAUUAA